AUCAGACUUGGUUGAAUGGCAACUCAACAGCCACCAGCAGAAGGCUAAUAACCCGCUGAAGACUGCCUGAUCGAUGGCAAGAUGCAUGAUACCAUCUCAAGACCCACAGGGAUUACGCGCAUGAAAAGAAAUAAUUAUCGUCAGUUGUCUAGAAUUGUUUGCGUUGAGCGACGUUGCUGGAAUCCAAAUAAGGGGCUGAACUAGGACCCAGUGCUGCGGAAUCGUUGGGUGAUGUGUGCUGCAUGAAUCGUGUAUAUAAAUACUGGAUUGAGUCUUCAGAGAUUUUGAGUGCAGUCGCUGAUGGACAGCUGUUAUGUGGCCGUAACUCAUGAAUACUAGUCAGACUUUGUAAUAUUUCGCAGUUUUAAUAUGAAGAUAAUCAGUAUUUUAAUGCUCGGGCUUUAAGGUGCGUGGAAUCUACGCUGUGAUGUGAUGAUUUUCAACCAUGCUCCAGAAGAUUGCAAUGAGAUGGACAGGUGUAUGACAUCUAGCCCUUGAGGUGACGCUCUAUGUAGCCUAGUUGUCAACAAUAUGGGAUUGUCCGCAACAUCAUUACACGUUUUCAUUCAUUUUACUAAUAAGCAAAAUAAUGCUUUUUCGAAGGUGUACCUGAUUCGUAUAGAACAUGAAAAACGAUUACAGUUGUAUAGACCUAAUGAUUUCAUUCUGUUUUCUAUAGUUAACCACAUUUCUGCAUAUAUAGCUUCAUUCUCAAUUAUAAUUAAUGAGAUACAUGAAGUCCUCAUGGAAAUCGGAGAUCUACUAGAUACUUUAUUGUUACAACAUGUCCCAGAUUACCUUUCUGAUUUGAUUUAAAAUUGCAUUUUAUCAGCUGCCGUAAAAGUUAACCACAGUCAUGAAUAGACUUAUAGAUCAAGAUUUUAAAAGUAGCCUUAAUAUACAUCUGCCCUACCAUAUAUGAGUUUUAACUGGUCAGAUUUAAUGGACUUCAGCGUCCCUUGGAAUUCAGUCCUCGCGGAUUUCCCAAGAGUUUCAAAGACCUUCCAUUUUAAACAUUGUUACAAUGUAGCAACAUUUUAAAGACAACUGUUAGUCUCCCCAAAAAUCUAUAGGCAGGCACGUGGUCCUGUGUAUUUUUUUAUUUGUAUUUUAUGUCACAGAAGUCAUGUCCAACAGAGUGAGCCCGCCCGGAGUCGGUGCGCCAGGGCUGAGGGGAGGGACUGAGCUCAAAUCUGCUUGGGGCGAGUCUGAGUAUAUUGCCAACGGAUGCCCAUACUCGGCUAGAUCUCCGAGCAAAAAGCUCGCCCGGACGAACAGCAGAUGGAGGGAAGGAGAUGAUGAUCCUGACCGACAGCCCGGAUCGGGACGAGCCACGACAACGGUUAGCAGGGUCAGUUUUAGGUCUAGAUCUGCGUGGCAAGAGCAUGGGACCUGGGAGGAGAGCCGAAACAACAACAGAUUGUCCCCAAAGCACGCAGAUGGAGCCGGGGAAGUGAGACCUAAGUCGGUGGAGUUGGAUGACCGGAGAGGGAAAGGUUCCAAACCUGAGGAGGAACUAAUGCCUGAAGUUCACUUUUCCAUGGUCGCGUGCUGCAGCAGCGUGAUGCAGAUUUUCAGAUCCAAAAAAUUCCAGUCGGAAAAAUUGGAAAAGCUGUACCAGCGUUACUUUUUCCGGCUCAACCAGAGCAGUUUAACCAUGCUCAUGGCGGUGUUGAUUCUCGUUUGCUCGGUCAUGCUGGCAUUUGAAUGCGCAGGGGGAGGAUGCCGAAUAACUUACGUGGUGGUCUUUUCUUUGGCCAUUUUACUUAUCCUGAUAUUGAUUGUGUUGUGCAAUCGGAACGGGUUCCAUCAGGACCACAUGUGGAUAGUCUGCUAUGUGGUUAUUCUGGUCGUGUUGGUGGUACAAGUGAUAGGGGUACUGCUUGUGAAGCCGCAAAGUGCCUCUGAGGGAAUUUGGUGGACGGUGUUCUUUAUCCAUGUCAUCUAUACGCUGCUGCCUGUUCGAAUGCGGGCUGCAGUUAUCACUGGAGUUAUACUGUCUACCAUCCAUGUGGCGGUGUCUUGGAAGUCAAACGAAAAGGAUGCAUUUAUAUGGAAGCAGAUUGUGUCCAACGUCCUGAUCUUUUCCUGCACUAAUGUUGUGGGGGUGUGUACCCACUACCCCGCGGAGGGCUCCCAGAGACAAGCCUUUCGGGAGACCAGGGAGUGCAUCCAGGCUCGCCUCCACUCACAGAGGGAGAACCAGCAGCAGGAGCGCCUUCUGCUCUCCGUGCUUCCCCGUCAUGUUGCCAUGGAGAUGAAAGCUGACAUUAAUGCCAAGCAGGAAGACAUGAUGUUUCACAAAAUCUACAUUCAGAAGCACGACAAUGUCAGCAUCCUGUUUGCAGACAUCGAGGGGUUUACCAGUUUGGCGUCCCAGUGUACGGCUCAGGAGCUCGUGAUGACACUCAACGAGUUGUUCGCUCGUUUCGACAAGCUGGCUGCGGAGAACCACUGCCUGCGUAUUAAGAUCCUGGGUGACUGCUACUACUGUGUGUCUGGGCUGCCGGAGGCCCGCGCCGACCAUGCGUCCUGCUGUGUGGAGAUGGGGGUGGACAUGAUCGAAGCCAUCUCCCUGGUGAGAGAGGUCACAGGGGUCAACGUGAACAUGCGUGUGGGCAUUCACAGUGGCAGGGUCCACUGUGGGGUGCUGGGACUCAGGAAGUGGCAGUUUGACGUGUGGUCCAAUGAUGUCACGCUAGCCAAUCACAUGGAGGCUGGAGGCGCGGCCGGGCGAAUUCAUAUCACCAAGGCGACUCUGAACUAUCUGAAUGGAGACUAUGACGUGGAGCCAGGAUCAGGAGGAGAAAGAAAUGCAUAUCUGAAGAAGAACAACAUAGAAACAUAUCUCAUUGUGGGAUGCAGCCAGAAGAGGAAAGAAGAGAAGGCGAUGAUAGCCAAAAUGAGCCGCCAGCGAGCCAACUCUGUCACCCACAACACGGGUCACUGGACGGACAGGCCGUUCUACAACCAUAUGGGAGGGAAUCAGAUCUCCAAGGAGAUGAAGAGAAUGGGAUUUGAAGACCCAAAGGACAAAAACACGCAGGAAAACCUGAACCCAGAGGACGAGGUGGAUGAGUUUCUAGGGAGGGCCAUUGAUGCCAGAAGUAUUGACCGGCUACGCUCAGAACAUGUCAAGAAGUUCCUGCUUACCUUCAGAGAGCCAGACCUGGAGAAGAAGUACUCCAAACAAGUGGACUCCAGAUUUGGAGCGUAUGUGGCCUGCGUCUCUCUCGUCUUCCUCUUCAUAUGUUUCAUCCAGGCCAUCAUUGUACCUCACUCCACUCUGAUGAUUGGCUUCUAUAUCACCUGUCUGAUCAUCCUGACGGCUGUCAUGUUCGUCUCAGCAGUCUACUCCUGUUUUGGGCUUUUCCCAGUUCCUCUACAGAACCUGUCCAAGAGGAUCGUCCGGUCCAGGCUCAACAGCACCCUGGUGGGAGUCUUCACCAUCAUCCUGGUCUUUCUCUCUGCCUUUAUCAACAUUUUCACCUGCGGUACUGGAGACCUGAGGGCGUGUCUGGGCCAGGAACUGAACAUCAGCGUCAGCAGUGUGAACGCCUGCCAUGCACACAGCCUCAAUUACACCCUCCAAUCACUAAAUAGCUUCUGUGGCGGACCCUUGCCUAGAUGCAACUUCCCCGAGUAUUUCUCCUCCUGCGUGCUGCUGAGCCUGCUGGCCUGCUCAGUCUUCCUGCAGGUUAGCAGCAUAGGCAAACUCUUACUCAUGCUCUUCAUUGAGAUCUUCUACGUCAUCAUCAUGGAGGUGCCAAAGGUCAGCCUGUUCGACAACGUAGACCUCCUGGUCAUGGCCAACGCCGUUGAGUACAUAAAUGGAACAAAUGGAAUGAAUGGAAGCUGUGCGAUGGACUCUAAGGUCCCCCUGAAAAUCAUGACUCCCGUGGUCAUCACAGUCUUUGUCCUGGCUCUGUAUCUACACGCCCAGCAGGUGGAGUCCACUGCCCGACUCGACUUCCUCUGGAAACUACAGGCCACAGAGGAGAAGGAGGAGAUGGAGGAGCUACAGGCCUACAACCGGCGCCUCCUCCACAACAUCCUCCCCAAAGAUGUGGCCGCACACUUCUUGGCGCGUGAGCGUCGGAACGACGAGCUCUACUACCAGUCGUGUGAGUGCGUGGCGGUGAUGUUCGCCUCCAUCUCCAACUUCUCUGAGUUCUACGUGGAGCUGGAGGCCAACAACGAAGGGGUGGAGUGUCUCAGGCUGCUCAACGAGAUCAUCGCCGACUUUGACGAGAUCAUCAGUGAGGACCAGUUCCGCCAGUUAGAGAAGAUAAAGACUAUUGGCAGCACCUAUAUGGCAGCUUCAGGCCUCAACGACUCUACGUACGACAAGGCGGGCCGUUCUCACAUCAGAGCCCUUGCCGACUACGCCAUGAGACUCAUGGACCAGAUGAAGUACAUCAACGAACACUCCUUCAAUAACUUCAAGAUGAAGAUAGGUCUCAACAUGGGCCCAGUGGUGGCUGGGGUGAUUGGGGCCAGGAAACCCCAGUAUGAUAUCUGGGGUAAUACAGUCAAUGUGGCCAGCCGGAUGGACAGUACCGGUGUACCUGACAGGAUCCAGGUGACCUCUGACCUGUACAAUGUGCUGAACUCAUACAACUACACACUGGAGUGUCGAGGCCUGGUCAAGGUGAAGGGUAAAGGAGAGAUGCAAACCUACUUCCUCACGGGAGGACCUCCCAGCAGUUAACGACCAGGGUGUGUCCAAAAUGGCACCCUAACCCUCUAUAAUGCCCUGUUCAGCUACUAUUCUAAAUAGGGCACUAUUAAGGGAACAGGGCACCGUUUCCGAUAUAGCCUCUUCAGGAGCAGGCCCAGUAACAGAUUGACUCUGGCACAGGAGAAGACUAACAGGAGAGGGGGUGGUUGCAGUCAAAGGGGCUUACCCACACUUUGAGUCCUUUAACAAGCAGACAUGUGGACCUGUGGUUGCUUAGGGAACUGGCUAUCCCCUGCCCAUAUCAAUCUUUUUACAUUUAGCACCUCCUACCUGCAGAGAUCAGCCUCUGAUUGGGCCGCCGACCCCAGUCAGCCUCCUCUCGAAUCGAUGGUCAAAACAGAGGGAGGCCCUUAGAGGAUCUGGAUUUGCCGAAGAGACCAAAGACGUCCUGCCAGAUUGCCACAGAGAGAGAGACACAUUGAGACAGCAGCAGUGUCUCAUGGUCUUUCCACCGCCAGACUAAUCUGUAAGACUCUGAGUACCUUGUUCCACUACGUGUUUUCACAAACUUUCUGCUGAAGGAUCCAAGUUGCUCCCCUCAAAACCUGCAUGAAGACACUGAAAACGAUGUAUACAUAUGGAACACACUGUUUUAUGUGUAUAUUUAUAUGUAUAUAUGUGAAGAAGCAUUUUUUCUGUCCAUACAGUCCAUGUACUGUAUGCUGUUUUUGUACACUGUCAGGUGGUACGGACAUGGCAAACCAUGCGUAUACUACAUGUUAACAUAGCCUUCACGAGCCAGCACAGGUACACUAUGAAACUGUACGGGAUUUGCUCAGAGCAGUGUGUUCAUUCCUUUGUAGAGGCUUAAAUGGGCCAUGCUAACCAGGCUGGGUACUUGAACUACCAGAGUGAGACUGCUCUGAAUGUGACUUUACAGAACUCUUCCCCAGUCUAUACACACACACACACACACACACACACACGCAAACCCACACACACACACACACACACACACACACA
Messenger RNA from Esox lucius (northern pike), 5704 nucleotides. RefSeq names its product adenylate cyclase 5 (gene adcy5). Lineage: Eukaryota; Metazoa; Chordata; Actinopteri; Esociformes; Esocidae. Gene Ontology annotation, cellular component: plasma membrane. Gene Ontology annotation, molecular function: adenylate cyclase activity. Gene Ontology annotation, biological process: intracellular signal transduction; cAMP biosynthetic process; adenylate cyclase-activating G protein-coupled receptor signaling pathway. The record is from RefSeq and is a predicted model, not a curated record. The coding region runs from base 1127 to 4711 and encodes 1194 amino acids. The transcript has 21 exons.